Messenger RNA from Folsomia candida, 2121 nucleotides. RefSeq names its product probable glycosyltransferase STELLO1. The coding region runs from base 1 to 2121 and encodes 706 amino acids. The record is from RefSeq and is a predicted model, not a curated record. NCBI's taxonomy places the organism in Eukaryota, Metazoa, Arthropoda, Collembola, Entomobryomorpha, Isotomidae. The transcript is spliced from 2 exons.
AUGGCUGCGAAUUCGUGUGCCAAGUUUGACCUCAAAAGGUCACUAGAGUGCAAAAACGGAACCCAUUUUUUUAGUAUAAUUUGCGGAACUCAGGCUGAGAUUGUGCGUUCAAAACUUUCCAAUGGGCGGGAUAAAGUUUCGUUGCCAGCACUGUAUGAACAAACUUACAAAAUUAGUGAACGGUCAUCAUCAUGUCCCCCGGAAAAGUACUGGACAAACUUACGAAAAAAAUGGAUCGUAGUCACAUCAAUUUCUCGCCCAACCGAGCAAGUCAUCAAACUCAGCCGCCUCCCAAAUUUCCAACUUCUCGUCGUCGCCGAUCAAAAAACGCCAAAGAACUGGACCCUUGCUAACUCAAUCCUUCUCAGCACUGAAACCCAACUCCAGCUUGGCUACCACAUUUUACAGCAUGUCCCUUGGAACGCAUACACCCGGAAAAUGAUCGGCUAUCUGUACGCUAUUCAGCACGGGGCGGAAAUCAUAUAUGACACGGAUGACGACAAUGUUCCCAACAUUUUGUCCGAUUUCGACGAUUAUUUUGCCUUCGGUAACACCACACGUGGUCUCAUUGCUCAGCCCGAUCUGGGGGAGUUUGGUUACAUAAAAAACCCUUACGUCCAUUUCGGCCAGGGGUCAGUUUGGCCGCGUGGCUACCCACUAGAAUUGGUGGGCGGGUUGUACAAUAAUAAUUACACGGUUUGUAAGUACACGACCCCAGUUAUUCAACAAGGUCUUGUAAAUGGAGAUCCUGACGUGGACGCUAUUUUUCGUCUCACUAGGAAAAAGCUGUAUACAAAUAUUGACAUCACGUUCGACGGUUAUGCGCCCCAGGUUAUCUACCCGACCGGAAUUUUAGCACCGUUUAACUCACAAAAUACCCUUUUUCAUUACGACUCCUUCUGGGCUUUGAUGCUCCCAGUUUCCGUUGCUUUUAGGGUCACCGAUAUUUGGCGUGGGUACUGGGCGCAACCCUUGUUGUGGAAAGUUGGUAAAAAUUUAGCCUUCUCGGCCACAAAUACGACACAAGUCAGAAAUGCGCACAAUUAUCUGAAGGAUUUUGCAGAAGAGGGCAAAAUAUUUCAGGAGGCGGGAUCCUUAGCAAAGUUUUUAAUUGAGUGGAAAUGUAGCUCGACAGAUUUAUACGAGUGCAUGAUUACCUUGACGGAGGACAUGGUCACGCACAAAUUUUGGGAAGCGAAAGAGGUUUUAUUGGUCAAAGCAUGGAUUUUAGACUUGAAUUGUGUCCGUUACACUCCACCUGUAAUUAUUAAGGAGGUUCAAGCAGGCUCAUCAUCCAUGUGUGUCAAUGAUUUCCAAACAUACUCAAUAUUUAAUGGGAUUACGAGUAAUAAUAAUGCAACAUCUCUAAAUGAAAAGUUCGAACUGAGGAAACUUUGCAAUUUUGGGUUUGACGUUAAAUCAACGCUUCCAAAAACUAUUUACGUCGAAACCUUGUUAGUCAUUACGUUCAAUUAUCCGCAUUAUGAGCACAUUUGGCUUCUCGAGCUAAUUUAUAGACCACAUUUUCCCCACAUUCUGUACUGCGGGGAUGGAAAGGCGUUCAAAGCUAUCCCCGAUUUGGAAAUUUCGUUCGUUCACGCUAACGUGACGGAUGGCUGGUCGUGGUACGAGUGUGCCCUGCGUGUCAUCGAUAUGAAUUAUGGGGUGCGUCAAAACUACAUAUUUUUAUCGGAUGACGUCCUCUUCAAAUUUUGGGAGACUGGAGGAUACGAUAAGGAUGAGAUUUGGGGAUACAAAAUUGAGGAUCAGUUAUUGGAUGUUGCUCUGCUAAAUCAGACUGAUCUCGUACCUGAGGGCUUCACUUGGGAGUGGAAUCGUGGGCACCAUGGGCGAGUCGGGUGUUUAAAGGCGCUGACAAGAAUUGCAAAUGAGUCAGCGCAGAAUAAGAUACUUGCUGAAUUUGUGCAAAAUCGGGUUAAAUUUGGGUUGGGCGAUAGUCUGGUGAAGGUCGGAAUGUCGGACAUAUUUCAACUGCCGAGAAUUAAGGAGGAUUUAUUUUAUGAGGCUGGGAGAAUUGUGAGAGAUGCGGAAAUUUUGUUGGAGACUGCGGUACCUAUGGAUAAGAAAGAGUAUAAUUCUACGGAUUCUACUUACUUCUAA